CGCCCGCUGCCUGCGCCAACAGCCACUCCACUGUGCGUACGCGACAGCAACCAGUGUCCGUGUCCCGCAGUGGCCGCCCGACGACUCCUCCACUAGACUGCCGACCACUCACGUCGCGUCUGGAGAUGAGACUGAUGCUGUGGCCGUUUUGUGCGAAGUUGGGAACUCGAAACGUACCCGACAUGAGGGCGUGGGGACUGCUGUUGCUGCUGCUCCUGCUGCUGCUGCGAUCUGCGGCGACAGCGCCGGACGUCUCAGACAACGAGGCGGAGAGCUACAGCCUGGGCGCCGUCAGAGGGGGCUGCGACUGCAUGGAGUACUGGAACUGCGUCAUGAGCGGCGGGACGCCGUACAGCUACUGCGGCCUGGCGGACUCCAACGUGUGCUGCCUGGUGCCCGAGGGCGCCAAGCCCGUGUCCAGCCUGGUGCCCAGCCCCAGCAAGCCGCGCUGCGGCCAGAAGGGCGCAGACUCGGGACGCGCGGGCGUCGCGGAGCCCGCCGAGUGGCCGUGGCACGCUGCCAUCCUCGAGAAGCCAGAUGACCUCUACGUUUGCGGUGCAUCGUUACUCGACGAGAGCUGGGUCCUCACAGCGGCCCACUGCAUCGAGGAAUUCGUGCAGCGCGGGGCCGUGUCGCGGCUGAAGGUGCGCCUCGGGGAGUUCGACGUGACGGACGGCGGCGAGCCGCUGCGCCACGAGGAGCACGAGGUGGCGGGCGCGGCGCUGUACCCGGGCUUCGACAACCGCAGCCUGGCGCACGACAUCGCGCUGCUGCGGCUGCGCGCGCCCGCCCGCCGCCGGCCGCACAUCGACGUCGUCUGCGUGCCGCGCCUGCGCGCCGCCCACCCGCCGCCCGGCGCCGCCUGCGUGAUCACCGGCUGGGGCCGCCGCACCGAGGACUCUGACCACUCGGUGGUGCUGAAGGAGAUCUCCGUGCCGCUGUGGAAGAACACGGACUGCGAGAGGAUGCUGCGGCGGCACUUCGGGCCGCGAUACUCGCUGCCAGACACCGCCAUCUGCGCAGGCGCCGAGGGCCGCGACGCCUGUGACGGUGACGGUGGCGGACCUCUGGUUUGCGAGCAGAACGGCCGCUGGUACCAGGUAGGCGUCAUCAGCUUCGGCGUGGGCUGCGGGCGCCGCAACACGCCGGGGGUGUACACCCGCGUCGCCAUGUACGAGCAGUGGAUCAUGGACACUGUGCUGCGGCACCGACACUCCGGCCGGCAGUGACAGUGGGCGGCGCGGGGGCGGCGGCGCCCUCUGCCGCGGUGACCGGCGGUCGCCAGGGGCAGCGGGCCUCCGGGAUCCGGGCUGCUCAAUCGGCUGUUCGUCUCGCAAAACGAGAAGUGCCGUCCCUGAAAAUAAGGUGUCCAGAGGGAAACAAUGUGCCCGCAUGGCUCCUUAGCAGUGGCUUUAUCUCUCUCGCCUGGUUUUGAACUUGUGAUACUGUGAUGACGUGUGUUUUAUUUAUCUGCUGAACCGCAACUUCCACGAACACUUAGAUAACGAUAAAAGUAGAUCCAUACGUGAGUAUUAUAUUACGAACCUCUACCAACGAGAGAGUGUUAACAGAUGGUGACGCGACCUUUCGAUAAUGGUGCAGAAGAACUUCUAAUGGAUCCUAGUAUUGUUUUAUAGCCUACAAACUGAUUUUAUAAUGUGCAGAAUUGGUUGCUAGUCGUAUAAUAGGUGUAAGCAAAUACCCAUUCCUGCAAACAAAUUCUCUGCAAGUGUAAAGUGUUACGUUGUAAUUUAUUUGGAAGUCCAGUAGAGGCACACACUUGCUAAUAUCUGUCUGGAUCGUGCGAAACAUUGUUGCCAUUCUACGAGUGGUAACGCUACAUUAAUAAAUACGAAGUUCUACUUUCCAAGGGAGAUGUGGUACUUUCAAAUUUACUGCCAGAUAUUUCGCUGUAACUGUAGGUAAACGUCGUAAUCAUUUCUUUGUUAGUUGACGUGUUCCGUCACCGUCGACUGUUAUGCAGUUUUGUUUCCGUUUUGAACCAAGCCAUCAGCACGAUAUUCAUGUUACAAUUUUCACUCAGAAGUACAUGUAAAUGUUUGUUGUAGAAUUAGAUGGUAUUUCGUUUCCACAGACAUGCCGAAAAUAAUUCGAUACAUUUUUUAACGAUUACUUUUUGUGCUUUGAAAACUAAAGCAUAGCAGAGUGAAAUGCUAAAGACUUUGUCGAUCAACUUUCGCGUCUUCUAUGGAGAGUAUUGAAGGAAGAUAAAAAAGUAUUGGAUUAGACCUUUUUAAACCUUUUUUCCCAAUUGAUUAAUUCAUUAACCGUUUUCGCAAAACAGUUGUUAAACAGUUUGUAGUUAAUUAUAGGUUCCAAAGCGCUAUACUAAGAAGAGAGUCUUAGUUCGUAAAAUUAUAGCAAUAAUCAGCGUCAUUUCCACACACACAGUAAACUGAUUUUGUUGAUUAUCGUCUGUGAAUCUUGCUAUCUUGCAUAUGUUAUUUCAAUAAUAUUCUUAUCCGUUCAUUUUCCAUUUUUAUUAGGACAAAGAGUCUAAUGAAAGCCCCUGUAGCACACGGAAAAGAUAAAACGUAAAUUUCACAAUAUUUUUUAUAACUUUCUUUACGAAAAACUAAUGCAAAUAUGGUGCAAGAAAAUUCCGUUAGCAAACUAAAAACGAAGUUAGUCAUUCGUAAGGAAUUCGUAUUCGUCAUCAGCCACUUUUGCGAAUUCAAAUAGAUUUAAGUUUUUGAAAAGUAGAUCAUUAUACCUAACCGCUAACAUCUACCAUGUAAUCUAGCACACAACUUUCGAGCAAUAGAUCAGCGAGACUGACAUUUUUCAAAUUAUUCCAAACCAUUCUCAGUGAUGUCUUUUCUUCACUAUAAGACCUGAAUGGAUCCGGCUGUAC
Messenger RNA from Schistocerca cancellata (South American locust), 2875 nucleotides. RefSeq names its product tryptase beta-2-like. Gene Ontology annotation, molecular function: serine-type endopeptidase activity. The record is from RefSeq and is a predicted model, not a curated record. Lineage: Eukaryota; Metazoa; Arthropoda; Insecta; Orthoptera; Acrididae. The coding region runs from base 126 to 1229 and encodes 367 amino acids. The transcript is spliced from 8 exons. Gene Ontology annotation, biological process: proteolysis.